AUGUCGGCGGCGAAGACGAGGAACGAAAGCGAAAGCGUGAUCACGGAAGAAUGUGCAGGGGCAAACGAAGGACCGCUAGUGGAGAUUCGUCUGUGGCGCGCGCGACAUAACGACUUGUCAGGUUUGGUGACGCAGCUCUCCGAUCCGAGCAUGGACAUUGUGUUGGACGUGCUGGAACGAUUUGCGGCGAAGCACACUGCUUCUGUCGAUGAAUUUUCGUCUCGCGUGCGCAACGUCGCGUCGGCGUUUAAAACGCUCUUGGGAGAAAUCACACACUUACACAGCGUGAGUGCUGACAACAUCAAGUUUUUGUCCACGCUCGAGAGUCAUUUCAAAGUGUUGAGUGAGGCGCUGUUGCCGGACGUGCUCCGCGCCAUCGCGCCGACGCUUCGCGCACUUCGAAUGGUUUGGGUAAUUUCGCACCACUACAGUGACGACUCUCGAAUGGGUUCCCUAUUAGAACGCCUGUCAGAUGCGCUCAUUCAUCGUGUUCGCGAAUCGGUAAACUACCAGGAACUGUUUGCCCAAGCGUCGAGCGGACUUGGGGCGCACGCCACGUUGCGCGACGUACAACUCUCAAAGUCGAUUAUGGAAUCUUGGAAGAGCGAAUAUUUGAACGCGCGAGAAGAAAUCGAACGUUCAAAUAGGGAUUCAAGGUGGGAGUUUGAUCGCGAACGCUUGUUCAUGAAGUCGGAUUACGUUGCGGACGUUUGUGCGGAAUUCAGCGAAAUGGUUAUCGUAGUGAGUGAUUUCCGCACGUUUCUCAGUCCGCGUCUCAAAGCAGUGACUCUCGAUGCCGACGGCGUGGACGAAAUCUCUGCGCGAGUGGAUGCGCUUUGCCUUACAAUUGAAAUGUCGCAGCUAGACAUCUUCGACUCGGCGAACGCAGCGAGUUGGAAGGCGAUGCACAAGUCUUUCGUGAUGGAAAAGACGCGCAUCGAACGCGCGCUGUGUAACUUCAUCGACGCAUGCUUCAAGAGGUUGCGCAGUAGUGCGGGAGCGUUCGCGCUCGUUCAAGAGCUGAAAAGUACAAUGCACGCGGACGACGACGAAGUACUGUCUGGAUCGACGCGUAUGACACUAAACAGUCAAAUUCUUGGCAAGAUGCAAGACGUCCUUGAGCAAUUUUCUCGCGAGAUCGAUUCGACCCGGCACAUCUUCAACAGUCACCGCCGCUCACCACCGCUCAAUCGCGACCAACCAACCGUAAGUGGAUCGAUUCAUUGGGUAAGAUCACUGUUUUACAAGCUGCGAGUUACCAUGAAAUCGUUCAACGCGUGCGUCGAGGAUCAACGAGGUAUUCGCGACACGCCGGCGGCGCAAGAGGUGAACGCAAAGUUUUUAGCCUUGGCAAAACUUAUCAUGAACUACGAGAAGCAGCGCGUGUUAACUUGGAAAGAAGAAAUAGACUCUACUUUGACAUCAUGCCUUAUGCAACCUAUAUUAUCGAAGAAUGAGAGUGGGGACGACGUGAUUAUGAAUUUCCACCCAGCGCUCACAAGCCUAAUCAAGGAGACUCGAAAUCUGGAACGACUUGGCUUCGACAUCCCAGCAGAGGCGCGUGGCGUGGCAUUGCAAAGCGAAAAAUACAGCGCUUAUAGAUGCACGCUUAGUAAAAUGCUCGCUCAUCGUCGCGACGUACUCGAUUCACUGUCACCACUGGAGCGUCAACUCUUCCGCACGCGCGUGGCGGUACUGAAUAGCGCGUCUCUUCAUCGAGGACUGAAGACGUAUAAUUGGAACUCUUUGGGUAUUCCUGACUUUGUCGCGGCGUACACAACGGAACUUAAGGACUUUACAACUGUUAUAGAUGGCGUGCGAACGCACGCUGGCGAUCUAGAGCGGUCAGUGAAAAAGAUCUCGGUCUCAUCAUUCGUCGAUUGUGAAGCACUGUCAAAAUCCGGCGUUGAGCGCGAAAGCGGCGAACUGUUCGCUCAACUCGCCGCGCAAUGCAGCAAAACGGCUUCGGUAGUGCGAGAGGAAUACGUCAACAUCAUGAAUCUUUUGCUUUGUGUCGAAGAAAUCGUUUUCGGCACACGCACCGGGAAGGUUGUGCAUUUGAGGGAAUACUAUGCCUAUUGGGAGAGCGAGAUUUACGACGCUCUCGUUCUCGCUGCGGAGCGGAACAUUCUUCGAUUAAGGGAGUAUUUUGACAAGUCGCUCCCUUCGAACAUCACUCUGUUUAAACUAAAUAUAACUCUGCGAGCGGGAGAAAUCGUGUGCGAACCGCCGUUGAAAGAGCUCAUUCGAUCCAUUGCAUACGCGGCGAAAUCCAUUGCAAAUGCCGCCUCAGUGCUCGGCCGAUGGAUGGACGGCACUUGUGUGGGGAUGCCCACGCGGCGAGCAACUUCGAGCUCAGAUUUGAGCCUCUCCACUUUACUUGCCAUAGAACUCGACGAUGACGCAUCAAACACGGUGACUCAUGCGUUCAACUUUGGGAAUGAGGUUUCAGCGAACGAACGCGUGUGCGACGCGAUGAGCUCUUUGAGCAACGUCUCACAUCUCUUUGCGGGUGAAAUCCGCCGCCAGAUGGAAGUGUGGAAGCGAUACCAAGCCGUGUGGAAAGACGACAAAGAUCUCGUGAUCGAAAAACAUACGGAAAAUAUGAACGCAUUGAGUCUUCAACGCGCUUUACUUAGAUACGAGGACGUCAUGAAAGCCAUGGAUGAGGACGCGAGCGUGGACAUCGGCGCUGUGCGGGUGCGAGCCGACAAAUUGACCACCCUCAUUAAGAACAAGAGCGCUCAGUGGAUCAAAGACAUCGGUGCCGCGACGUAUCAUGCUGACGUCAAACUCCUGAAUGACCUUUACGAGCACAUGGCGGCAUGCGAGAAUACAUUUUCAGUCGACGCACGUGAUUUCCUCACCAUGAAGAAUCUGGUAAAGACGGUCAGAGAUGUGCGCGAAAACACCGCGACCGAAGUGACGGCAAGUGGAGUGAACGAUCGAUUUGCCGUGAGAAUGAAAUACAGGAUAGAACACGAUCCCUCUGAUCUUGAGCGCGCAUCGGCGACGAUUCCAUCUUUUGAAAAGCUCCGCGCGCGCGCCGAACGUGUUUACGAAGGCAUGACGUUGAAGAUUUCAGACUUCAAGACGGAACUGAAAAGAACGGCGCGCCUAUUUCAGGAGGAAUGUGAUGGCUUCGCGAACAGGCUCAAGGCUGAAGGCCCGACAUGCGCCGAUCUUUUGCUAAAUUUAGACGCCGGCUUCGAAAGUUUUGAGACGUUUAAAGAAGAAAUUCUCGGUAGAUUGGAUGCAUUGGCCGAUAUUAGAGACAGUGAGCGCGUCUUUGGCGUCGAUCAAUGCUCGUUUGAAUCGCUUGAGCAAGCAAAAACUGAUUUGGAUUCCAUGGCAAAGAUAUACGAAUGUCAACGAGCGUAUCGAGGUCAGUUGCGACAAUUUUACGAAACGCUCGUUCCAGAGUUGGUCGUCGCGAACGUGUACGCCUCUGUCGUGGCUUUUGGUCGAACGCAGCUCUCGACGCUUCCGAAGAGUCUUCAUUCGCAUCGCCUCUUUGCGGCUGUCCGGGAAGAAAUUGACGACAUCGAAACUGAUUUGAACCUCAUCGAAAGCUUGAAAGUUGAUGCAAUUCGACCUCGUCACUGGAAGUCUGUGUUUCAGACUGUUGAUUUUGACGACGAAACCGUAAAGAGCGCGCAACUCUCGAUGCGACACUUGAGUGAGAUGAAACUUCACGCGCACGCGCAAAAAAUCAUGGACAUUACAGCGGCGGCAGAGAAGGAGCUAAAAAUUGAAAACGACUUAAUCGCGAUCGAUCGAUCAUGGCGAGAAAUGCGCUUUGAUCUUAGACCUUACUCCAAAGGCAAAAGCAAGAAGCACGCGCAGCCCACGUACGUGCUUUGCGCCGUGGAAGAAAUUACGCUCGCGCUCGAAGACACGGGAUUAACUUUGCAGAGUAUGUCGGCAAGUCGGUAUGCUGAUCCGCUCAUCGAAAGCGUGCGCGAGUGGGAAGGAACGCUCGCAUUAGUGGCCAAUGUUCUACAGGUGUGGAUCGACACGCAGCAACGUUGGAUGUACUUACUCAGCAUUUUUGGUGGCUCAGACGACAUACGCACGCAGCUUCCUGAGGAAGCUGAUCGUUUUGACAACAUCGAUACUGAAAUACGCAAACUCAUGGCGGAAACUGUGAAGACUAAAUUCGUUUUAGACAUGUGCAAAUCCGAAGGGCGCUUAGAAACGCUGAAGAACCUUCGCGAGGAGCUGGAGAUAUGUCAAAAGAGUUUGAGUCAAUAUUUAGACACAAAGCGGGACGCGUUUCCGCGCUUCUUCUUCAUCUCCGACGAGGAGCUGCUUUCAAUUUUAGGUGCUGCCGAUCCGACACUAAUUCAGGAGCACAUGUUGAAGCUGUUUGACAACUGUGCAAAGCUGACGUUUACGUCUGAUAAAGCGUGCGUAGUCGGGAUUACGUCCGCAGAGGGGGAAUCGUUCAAGUUCAAGUCGCCCGUAAAAAUUCAAGGCCCUGUUGAGGAUUGGAUGUCUGCCGUCGAAGAAGAGAUGCGGGCAACCUUACGCGCGUUGUGCAAGUAUGGAGUCGCGCGAUACAUGACGUGCGAUCGUGAAGAAUGGAUAAAAGAACAGCUUGGAAUGAUCACCCUUGUGGGGUCGCAAAUUUGGUGGACCUGGGAAGUGCAAAACGUAUUCAAAUCGAUUCGCUCGGGCGAUAAACUCGCCAUGCGGAAUUACAGCGACAAGCUCUCGUCGCAACUCGAGGUUCUCACGAAAAUGGUUCGAGGCGAGCUUAGCUCGUGCGAACGAAAAAAAGUGAAUACGUUGAUCAUCAUUGACGUCCACGCGCGAGACAUCAUCGACUCUUUCGUUAGAGAUUCUGUUUUAGAUGAGUCAGAUUUUGCGUGGGAGUCGCAACUUCGUUUCAAGUGGGACAAGGCACGCGACGACAUCGUCAUCAAUCAGUGCAGUGGUGAAUUCAGAUAUGGUUACGAGUACAUGGGUUUGAAUGGGCGUCUCGUAAUCACUGGUCUAACUGACCGCUGCUAUAUCACGCUCACUACGGCGCUGACGUAUAGACUCGGCGGUGCCCCGAGCGGGCCCGCGGGCACAGGAAAGACGGAGACCACAAAGGAUUUGGCAAAGUCCAUGGCUUUGCUUUGCGUCGUGUUCAAUUGUGGUGAAGGAUUAGACUACAAAGCUAUGGGGGCCAUUUUUAGUGGUCUUGUGCAGUGCGGCGCGUGGGGAUGCUUCGAUGAGUUCAAUCGCAUUGAGGCUGAGGUGCUGUCCGUCGUCUCAUCGCAAAUUAAGCAGAUUCAAGAAGCGUUGAAGCACAAUUUGUCACGAUUCCAGUUUGAAGGAAAAGAAAUCAAUUGCGACGCACGCACCGGUAUUUUCAUCACUAUGAAUCCUGGGUAUGCGGGUAGAACCGAACUUCCGGAUAACUUGAAGGCUCUGUUCCGCCCCGUUACUAUGAUUGUGCCGGAUUUGGAGCAAAUUUGUGAAAUUAUGCUCUUUAGCGAAGGUUUCAACGCGGCGAAAGCUCUCGCGAAGAAGAUGACGAUACUGUACCGCCUGGCUAAAGAGCAACUUAGCAAAAGAUCGCAUUAUGAUUUCGGUUUACGCGCGCUUAAAUCGGUGCUCGUCAUGGCUGGCGCGCUGAAGCGCGAUGCGCCCGAGCUCGCCGAAGAGGUAGUUCUCAUGCGAGCGUUGAGGGAUAUGAAUCUGCCAAAGUUUGUAUUCGACGAUGUCCCACUCUUUUUGGGUCUGAUCGCCGAUUUAUUCCCUGGACUAGACUGCCCGCGUGUUCGAUAUCCUACUCUCAACGAUGUCAUUGAACAAGACUUGGCCAAGCAUGGCUAUCAAGUGUUGACGCGCCCGGGCGAGCAAGUGGACAAAAUUAUUCAGUUGUAUGAGACUAUGUUGACGAGGCAUACGACGAUGUUAGUCGGCGAGACUGGUGGAGGUAAGUCUGUCAUGCUUGAAACAAUCGCUCGCGCGCAAACUACGAUGGGUCGAAAUACGAAGUUGUACACUCUAAAUCCAAAAGCGCAAACGGUGGCCGAACUCUAUGGCGAAUUGGAUCCGGAUACGCGAGAUUGGACUGAUGGUCUUCUUUCGAAUAUUUUUCGCGAGUGCAACAAACCGAUGGCUAUUGGACGUGAGAACGACUUCAAGUAUAUAGUAUUUGAUGGCGAUGUCGACGCAGUUUGGGUCGAAAAUAUGAAUAGCGUAAUGGACGAUAAUCGCCUACUGACGUUGCCAAACGGUGAGCGGAUUCGUCUUCAAGACCAUUGCAAGCUUUUGUUUGAGGUGGCCGACUUAAAGUAUGCUUCUCCAGCCACUGUAAGUCGUUGCGGAAUGGUGUACGUAGACCCCAAGAAUCUCGGCUUCAAACCGUUCCUCAAGACUUGGUCCGAAGGUGUCGGCGCCAAGCACCGCGAAACGUUAUUGCGUAUGUUUGACAAGUACAUGGAUAGAAUGACGGCAUUUUGCUACGACGGCACAGAACUUGACGGGCGAAUGAUUUCAAUCGUGCGAACGUCGAUCGAUCGACCGGUGAUAUCUGUGGUAAAACAGUUCACCAUUUUGAUGCAAAGCUUUUUGGAAGCUCUCGAUGACUCCACCAGCGACGUGGAGACGAGCCAGGAUGAUGACUACGUUCGGGCGAUCGAAUCGGCUUUUAUCUUCUGCUUAGUGUGGUCAUUCGGUGCGACUAUCGUUGAAACGUCUGGAAACUCUGAUCGUGCGAGAUUCGAUGACUUCGUUAGGCGACUCGCCAAUUUCGGCAACGUUUUGCCGGCGGGCGCGACGUUGUAUGAUUAUGGCUUUGAUAUCACUCGUAACACGUGGUACGAAUGGAAAAGUCUCACCACUCCACUCGAGGUGCCACCAAACACUCCAUUUUCGUCGCUCUUGGUUUCAACCGCGCACACGGUUCGCACAAACUGGUUAAUCGACCUCAUGUGCUCUUGUGACGCGCAUACGCUUCUCACCGGCGAUAGCGGAACAAGUAAAACUGUUGUCGUGAAGAACUAUUUACAAAAGAGAUUGCAAGAUGGAAAGACGAACACGGUGACGAUGAAUUUCAGUUCUCGUACGACCGCAAAUGAUGUGCAUAGCUCGCUCAUGGAUGUGCUGGACAAGCGCACGAAGGACACGGUGGGUCCACCCGUCGGCAAGCGUUUAUUGUGCUUCGUGGACGAUUUGAACAUGCCUGCCGUCGAUAAGUACGGUACGCAACAACCAAUCGCGUUGCUAAAACUCAUGAUUGGCCGUGGAGGCACGUACGACCGCGGACGUGAUUUGAAUUGGCUGCAGAUGAAGGAUAUUCAGUACAUCGCAGCCAUGGGGCAUCCCGGCGGCGCACGAAGCGUUGUGGACCCACGCUUUGUUUCAAUGUUCCAAGUAUUCGAAAUGCAGACCCCGGAUGAGACCAAUCUUAAGGUAAUUUAUGGUUCAAUCAUAACGAAUACGUCAAAAACGCUGGCUCUCAAGCCCGGGACGCACGAACUCGUCGUAGAUAUGACUUUGGAUUUAUAUAAGAGCGUCGUCUCCAAACUUUUGCCGACGCCGAGCCGAUUUCAUUACAUCUUUAACCUUCGCGACUUAAGUCGCUUGUUCGAGGGCAUGUCGAAAGCGACGUCAGCAAAAGUUCGAAACACCCCAGAUUUCUUGCGCCUGUGGCGAAACGAAUCGAUUCGCGUGUUUCACGAUAGGUUGAUUGCGGACAAAGAUCGCGACUUCGUACUGGGAAAAGUAUCGUCACUUAUUCGCCAUGGGUGUACUGAUGACACUUCGCCGAUCACAUCCAACCCGAUUUUAUUCGCCGACUACAGUCCACUAAAACAAAUCGAUGGAAGUGGAUCGUCAGAUGAAGUCGAUCCUUCUAGUCGACUACGCUCGUACGCUGACGUUGGCGAUUACGCCACCAUCAAACCUUGGUUCGAGGACCUCAUCAAUCGUCGUAACGCCAAACUCAGCGAUGGCUCAGCACCGACUAAACUAGUCUUGUUUGAUCAUGCGCUAGAGCAUAUCACGCGUAUUCAUCGCGUACUUCGAACAGAAAAUGGACAUGCGCUUCUCGUCGGCGUCGGCGGAAGCGGCAAACAAUCGCUCGCGCAUCUCGCCGCUGAUAUGGCGGGUUGUGAAGUGUUUGAGAUCACGCUGACGCGUGGCUACAACGAUGAGUCGUUCAGGGAGGACUUGAAAAAGCUAUACAACGUACUUGGGGUGCAAAAUCAUCCCACGAUGUUUCUUUUCACCGACAACCACGUCGUUGAGGAAGGAUUUUUGGAGUUAAUCAACAACAUGCUCACCACGGGUACGGUUCCCGCGUUGUUCGCCGAUGAAGAGAAGGACGCUUUGGUGAAUGCGAUUCGUGACGAUUUGCACGCGAAUAAAAUUUCUGUCACGCGCGAUGAAGGUUGGCGAUACUUUAUUUCGCGUUGCCGAAAGAACUUGCACAUCGUCCUCGCCAUGUCUCCCGUCGGCGAUACGUUGCGUCACCGUUGCAGAAACUUCCCCGGAUUGGUGAACAACACUGUUAUCGACUGGUUCACAGAAUGGCCGAAAGAAGCAUUGCUCGAAGUAAGCACUUCAUUACUCAUAAACGUAGAUUUGCCAGAACAGUUCGCGGAGAAGAUUAACGUGCACGUCGUGCACACGCACUGCUCGGCGAUUGCUCUCAACGAAAAGUUCAAAUCACAGCUGAAGAGACACAACUACGUCACUCCGAAGCAUUAUUUGGACUUUAUCGCCGCCUAUGAAGCAAUGCUUAAGACGCAGCGCGCGUCAAUUGAAACUUCAAUCAAACGUUUGCGUGGUGGUCUCGACAAAUUAAUACAGGCGAGCACCGAAGUGGACGCAAUGCGGACGAAGCUCAACGACGCGCAAAUCGUCGUCACGCAGCAAGCGAAGGAGUGUGAUGCUUUACUAGAUCGCAUCACGAAGCGCACGGCGGAAGUCGAAACUAAAGCAGCUAACGCAACGAGUAAAGAAGAAGAUCUCAUCAAUGAUUCAGCGCGUAUCGCGAAGGAAAAGACGGAAGCUGAGGCAGACUUAGAGGCGGCAAUCCCUGCUCUCGAAGAAGCCGCCGCGGCGUUGAAUAAUCUGAAAAAGGACGAGAUUACCGAAAUCCGAUCGUUUUCUAAGCCAAACAUCGCGGUUCAGCGAGUAUGUGAAUGUGUGAUGAUUCUCAAAGGACUGCCGAACGUCUCGUGGUCUGGAGCGAAAGGCAUGAUGGCAGAUACAAAUUUCUUAAGAUCUCUCGUCGAGUUUGACAAGGAUGGCAUCAAAGAAAAACAGAUGAAAGCCAUUCGCGAGUACACAAAAGACUCAAAAUUCAAGCCCGAUGAAGUGAUGAAGAUUUCGACUGCUGGUGCCGGUCUGCUGAAAUGGGUGUUUGCUAUGAUUAAUUACAACAAAGUUGCUCGCAUGGUGAAUCCAAAGCGCGCCGCCGUCGCAAACGCGGAGAAGACGUUGAAGAUUAAAGAACGCGAAUUGGUUGAAACGAAGUCUGAGUUAAAGAGCUUACAGAUCGAGCUAAAGCAACUCAGCACGCAGUUCGAAGAGAAGAGCGCGCGUCAGCAAGACUUGAAGGAAAGUGCCGAGCUAAUGGCGAACCGUCUCGCCGCCGCCGAACGACUCAUCUCGGGACUGUCGAGCGAAAAGGUCAGAUGGACGAAUGAGAUGCAAGAACUGAAUUCCCGUAAAGAGCGACUUGUUGGCGAUUGUUUGAUCACUUCCGCGUUCUUGUCGUACGCUGGAACGUUUACGUACGAGUUUCGUAAACAAUUCGUUCACGAUCAUCUUGAGAAGAAUUUGCUGGAGCUCGGCAUACCGUUGAGUCAACCAUUCAGACUCCAAGCGUUACUCACAGAUGACAACGAAAUGAAUUCUUGGCUCGCCGAAGGGUUGCCAGGUGAUGAGCUUAGCGUACAAAACGGUAUACUCACCAUGCGCGCCGAGCGAUUCCCGCUGUGUAUCGAUCCGCAGAUGCAAGCGGUAAAGUGGAUCAAAUCUCGCGAGGGCGCGCAGCUCGAAGGUAAGAUUAAACGUCAGACCGACGCAGACUUUUUGAAACAACUCGAGCUCGCCAUUGAAUAUGGUUUACCAUUCUUGAUAGAAAACGUGGGCGAGUACAUUGAUCCCGUUUUGGACCCGGUGCUGAAGAAGAGUUUCUACUACGCUCCAAACGGAGCGAAGAUGAUCAAGCUUGGCGAUUCUGAAGUUGAGUGGGACGACAACUUCCGCCUGUACAUGACGACGAAACUUCCAAAUCCCCAUUACGAUCCAGAUGUGACGGGUAAAACGAUUAUAAUCAACUACUCUGUCACUGAGCUCGGGCUCCAAGAGCAACUUUUGAAUGUCACGGUGAAGCAAGAGCGCCCAGAUCUUGAAACAGAGCGAGAAAAACUCGUCAAGGAAACCGUCGCGAAUCGAGCACUGUUGAAGAAACUCGAAGACACGUUGCUUUAUGAGUUGUCCACCGCACAGGGUGAAAUCGUUGAUAACGUGGAGCUCAUCGAAACACUCGAGAGCGCGAAGACAAAGUCUACAGAGAUUUCUGAAAAGCUCGUGGCGGCGGCGCGUUCGGCGAAAGAGUUAAACAAGGCACAGUCGUGCUACUCUCCCGUAGCAAAGCGCGGCGCGAUACUCUUCUUCGUCAUUUCAGCGCUCUCUAAUCUCAACGCGAUGUACGAGUACUCACUUUCGAGCUUUUUGGAUGUGUUCUGCAACACGCUUCAUGUCACGCCCGUGCGCGAUCAACUGGACGAGCGCUUGAGUGAUCUUGUGGAUAGGUUGACGUACGACGUGUACAAAUUUGCAUGUCUCGGUUUGUUCAAGCGCGAUAAACUCGCGCUUUCGUUUCAAAUGACUACGAGAAUCGAAGACGGUGAUGGACGAUUGAAUGGCAACCUCCUACGAUUCUUCCUCAAGGGCAACGUCACGCUUGACGCCGCCUCCGGGGAUUCGCAACCGCUUCCAUGGUGGUCCGAACGUGGUUGGCAAGAUUUAAUGCAUUUAGACGAGCACAUCGCGGCUAAUGACGACAAGUGCGCAACACUAAACGGAAUCGUCGAUCGAAUCACGUCCAACGCCGAUGCGUGGCGCGCAUGGUACGACUGCGAACAACCCGAAUCCGUAGCGCUUCCAGAUGGUUACUCGGCGUCGCUGUCCAGUUUUGAGCGCCUAUGCUUGUUGCGUUGCGCUCGAUUAGAUCGAGUCACGGUGGCGGUGUCGAACUACAUCACUGAAACCAUGGGUUCAAGAUACGUAACGCCUCCGAUUUCAGACUACGAAAGCAUAUUUAAAUUGUCUUCCGCGCAGACACCUGUGGUGUUCAUUCUCUCCCCUGGCGCAGAUCCGGCGUUUGAUAUUUUUGCGUUGGGAGAAACGAUGGGAUUCAAGGCAGGAGGCAAACUGAAGUUCAUGGCCCUUGGGCAAGGCAUGGGACCUAAAGCCGAGGAACUUAUUCUUACGUGCGCCUCGCGAGGUUUGUGGCUCAUGUUGCAAAACUGUCAUCUUCUCCCCAAAUGGCUGCCGGCGCUCGAAAAAGUCGUCGACGGAUUGGCGAACCCGCACAAAGACUUCCGUUUGUGGCUCACCACCGACCCGAUCAAAACGUUCCCGAUCGGUAUUCUGCAAAAAAGUCUCAAAGUUGUCACAGAACCCCCCGACGGGCUCAAGAUGAACAUGAAGGCGUCGUACGCGAGAUUGUCCGAAGACGUCUUGGGGAGUUGCGCGAACCCUUUCUUUAGAUCUUUAGCGUACGUGCUGGCCUUCUUCCACGCUGCCGUGCAAGAGCGACGAAAGUACGGUAAGCUCGGAUGGAACGUUGCGUAUGAUUUCAACGAAACCGAUUUUCGAAUUUCGUUCAGUUUGAUCAAGACUUAUUGUAACAAAGUUGCCGCCGUGAACACCGGCGGCGGCGGCUCGAGAAUGAUUCCGUGGGCGGCGUUGAAAUAUCUCAUAGGUGAGGCCAUGUACGGUGGACGCGUGAGCGAUCAUUACGAUCGACGUAUCUUGAGCGCGUAUCUGGACGAGUACUUUGGCGAUUUCUUAUUUGAUGGCUUUCACAAGUUCAUGUUUUACGCCGACGAAGAAGCUCGAGUUCGUUAUGAGUUGCCGCCGCCGGAAUCUUCGUACGACGAGCAAUCGCGCGUCAUCGAUGAACUUCCAGACGCGCAGACACCUGAAGUACUCGGGCUUCACGCCAACGCAGACGUCGCACACUCUACACGAGCAGCGAAAGCGUUAUGGUCUAACGUCUUAUCGCUCCAGAGUAAACUCUCCAUUUCGGCUUCGUCGAACGACGAGAGCGCUGGCUCGAGCGAUGGAAACGGCGCCUUGCUCGCCAUCGUCAACGAAAUCUUAAACGUCGUCACGAACGAAGAUUUCGAGUUUGACUUGAUAAAACUCCAGCGUCAGCGCGGAGAUGAAGUUCCAUCGCCGACGACCGUGGUACUCUUCCAGGAGAUUGAGCGUCACAACGCGUUAAAGCUGGUGCUUCGACACUCGUUGCGAGAGCUCGUCAAGGCGCUGAGUGGGGAAAUCGGCAUGUCGCGAGAACUCGACGCCGUCGCGGAUUCACUCUCGCGCGGGCGCUUACCGGAGGAGUGGAAAAGUGUCGCGCCACCGACAGACAAAGACGUACAAUCUUGGAUGACGUGGUACAAGACGCGGGAGAAGCAGUACAAGUCGUGGGCCGUCGACGGCGAACCAAAAGUCAUCUGGCUCAGCGGUUUACACUGCCCGGAAACGUACAUCGCGGCACUCAUUCAAACCGCGUGUCGCUCUCGUGGUUGGCCUUUAGACGCGAGCACGAUGUAUACGGAAGUCACCCCGUACGUUUCCGCGGAUGAAAUCGACGCCAAACCCGAGAUAGGCUGUUACAUCUCGGGUUUAUUUCUCGAAGGCGCGAUUUGGGACGCCGAACGCCGCGUCCUGGCGCAUCCAAGCGACCGCGGCUUGGCGCGCGAGCUCCCCAUCCUGCGUCUCGUCCCGAUAGAACGCACCACGAUGCCCUCUUCUUCCUCCUCCUCAUCGACAACGAACGCUUUCAAAGCGCCCGUGUACUUCACUCAAAGUCGUCGCGACGCCAUGGGUCGCGGUCUCGUCUUCCAAGCCGACUUGGCCUCGAGCGAGCACGCGAGCGCGUGGAUCUUACGCGGCGUCGCGUGCGUCUUAAACAUCGACGCGUGA
This is a messenger RNA of Ostreococcus lucimarinus CCE9901, 13173 nucleotides long. RefSeq lists its product with no specific name. The coding region runs from base 1 to 13173 and encodes 4390 amino acids. Gene Ontology annotation, molecular function: dynein intermediate chain binding; ATP hydrolysis activity; minus-end-directed microtubule motor activity. Gene Ontology annotation, biological process: microtubule-based movement. Lineage: Eukaryota; Viridiplantae; Chlorophyta; Mamiellophyceae; Mamiellales; Bathycoccaceae. The transcript has a single exon. The record is from RefSeq and is a predicted model, not a curated record. Gene Ontology annotation, cellular component: dynein complex.